Molecule: messenger RNA, 1522 nt
Organism: Heterobasidion irregulare TC 32-1
Lineage: Eukaryota; Fungi; Basidiomycota; Agaricomycetes; Russulales; Bondarzewiaceae
Exons: 8
Coding region: 354-1397 (347 amino acids)
Biological process (GO): methylation
Molecular function (GO): nucleic acid binding; methyltransferase activity; oxidoreductase activity, acting on the CH-OH group of donors, NAD or NADP as acceptor
Source: RefSeq, a predicted model, not a curated record
ACAAUUCAUCAUAUGUACCCGCAGCUAUAGGGGUCCUCGGAUGGGCAUCGGUGAGUCAAAGCCAAAAUAAUGUGUUCGUCAUUUUGUGUCCAAGUCAGCCUAUUUGCUUUACCGAUGGUAGCGCCACGAGCGGUAUCCAAGGGUCUCCACCAGGAAAUCUAGCCCCCGAUUUCCAAGUAACUGUCCCUGACGAGGGCCAGCAUUGGGUCUUUGCAGCGGAGCUACGGUGACUUACUUAUCUCGCAUAAUUGUGACAUCCCGCGUGGUUUACGUGUCUCUUUCUUUAUAUAAAGAGUCCUUGCAACUACAACAUCUCAGUCUCCAUCACCACCUACCACAUCUUUCUUUCCACAAUGGCCCCUGUCUCCGCCCCCGCUAAAGUUCUCGUCACUGGUGCAAACGGCUAUGUCGCCGUUUGGGUUACGAAGGCUCUCCUUGAAAGUGGCUACUCUGUCCGUGGAACUGUUCGUUCUGCGAGCAAGGGAGAGCAUCUCAAGAAGCUCUUUGCGUCAUAUGGCGAUAAAUUAGAGCUUGUCGUCGUCGCAGAUAUCACGAAGGAGGGUGCUUUCGACGAAGCUGUUAAGGGUGUUGACCUCGUCGAGCAUACCGCGUCUCCUUUCCAUCUCAAAUCGAAAACCCCUGACGAGGUCAUCGUCCCCGCAUUGAAGGGGACAGUCAGCGUCUUGGAAUCUAUCAAAAAAUACGGCACAUCUGUGAAGCGAGUGAUUGUUACCGCUUCCGUCGCUAGCAUCCUGCAGGUCCCCCUUUUGCCGAACGUCUUCGAUGAGUCUUCAUGGAACGAGCCGUCUAUCAAGAACUGCAACGAGCUUGGUGACAAUGCCAAUCCUAUGGACAUGUACUGCGCUUCUAAGACGUUAGCGGAGAAGGCUGCAUGGGAUUUCGUGGAGAAGAACAAGGGUAGCAUCAGCUGGGAUUUGGUUGUUCUGAACCCUCCAUAUGUCUAUGGUGCUACAAUCCAAGAGGUCGCUGAUACAUCAUCCAUCAACACUUCGAUGCAAGAAUUCUACGAUCGCGUUAUCUUGGGUAAUAUGGACGACGACGGCUUGGCUACCAAUGGAAAUGCGUGUGUCGACAUCAGGGAUCUGGCCAAGGCUCAUGUAUUGGCCGCACAGAAGGCGGAGGCUGGCGGUGAGAGGAUCAUCAUCAGCUCAGCGCCUUACUACUGGCAAGAAUUUGUCGAUAUCUCCAACGCUGUUGCUCCCACUUUGAAGCUUCACAAGGGUAACCCGGGCUCGACCAAGGGUAAACCAUACCCAUGUGAUUUCAAGAACUCGAAGUCAGCCCGCAUCCUGGGCUUGAAAUACAUCCCGAAAGAAGAUAUGAUUCGGGACGUUCUUAUCGAUUUCAAGCAGAGGGGAUGGGCACAGCAGAUUUAAUCACGCCAUAUAAUGUAACCACAUACCCAUAGAUCUAGAUGUGAUGUUUUGUUUAGAAGUUUAUGCUUGUUCGAUGACUUUGAAUUGUGACUUAUAACGAUCAGUCGACUCCGACUGGUGCCGCU